Messenger RNA from Trichomycterus rosablanca, 3978 nucleotides. It is a transcript of the gene abcb11a, whose product is annotated as ATP-binding cassette, sub-family B (MDR/TAP), member 11a. NCBI's taxonomy places the organism in Eukaryota, Metazoa, Chordata, Actinopteri, Siluriformes, Trichomycteridae. Gene Ontology annotation, biological process: transmembrane transport. Gene Ontology annotation, molecular function: ATP hydrolysis activity; ATP binding; ABC-type oligopeptide transporter activity. The coding region runs from base 1 to 3978 and encodes 1325 amino acids. Gene Ontology annotation, cellular component: membrane. The record is from RefSeq and is a predicted model, not a curated record. The transcript has 27 exons.
AUGAAGGAAAACCAUCAGAAAACAAAUGAGCAAAGUCAAGACUCAUCCAAAGAUGAAGCCACAGAAAAAAGGACUGCAAGUAAGAAAGAGAAGGAGAAAAUACUCGGCGUGGGAUUUUUCCAACUGUUCCGGUUUGCUACUCAGAAGGAAAUCUUUAUGAUGGUGAUAGGAGGUUUGUGUGCCCUCGUCCACGGUGCCGCCUCCCCUCUCAUGCUGCUGGUCUAUAGCAUGAUGACCAACACUUUUGUGGCGUACGAACUGGAAAUUCAGGAACUGGCCGAUCCCAACAAAACCUGCAUCGAUAACAUAGUGACCUGGAUUAAUGGGACUGUCGUGGAGCUGGAUGAUAAUACCACUGUGUCAUGUGGCUUUGUGGAUAUUGAGGCACAGAUGACCAUGUUUGCUUACUACUAUGUUGGCAUUGGAGUGGGAGUGCUGAUCGUUAGUUAUUUUCAGAUUGCUCUGUGGGUUUCUGCAGCUGCAAGACAGACUCAAAAGAUUCGACAAACGUACUUUAGGAAGAUCAUGAGCAUGGAGAUCGGCUGGUUCGACUGCAAUUCUGUCGGAGAGCUGAACACUAGAAUAUCUGAUGACAUUAAUAAAAUCAACAACGCGAUAGCUGAUCAGGUGGCUAUUUUCAUUGAGAGGAUCUCUACAUUCAUUUUUGGAUUUCUGGUGGGGUUUGUUGGAGGGUGGAAGUUGACUCUGGUGGUGAUCGCAGUGAGUCCUCUCAUUGGACUGGCAGCAGGACUCAUGGCCAUGGCGGUUGCGAGGCUGACGGGUCGAGAGCUGCUGGCUUACGCUAAAGCUGGAGCCAUAGCUGAUGAAGUCCUGUCUUCUAUCAGAACAGUCACAGCAUUUGGAGGAGAGAAUAAAGAAACAGAGAGAUACGACAAGAACCUUGAGGAGGCCCAGAGCUGGGGGGUGAAGAAAGGGAUGAUCAUUGGAGUUUUCCAGGGUUACCUGUGGUGCAUUAUUUUCCUCUGUUAUGCCCUGGCGUUCUGGUACGGCUCCAAGCUCGUCAUUGACACCAAAGAGCUCACACCCGGUACCCUCAUCCAGGUGUUCUUUGGUGUCCUGAUGGGAGCCAUGAACCUGGGCCAGGCUUCCCCGUGUCUGGAGGCCUUCGCUUCGGGUCGUGCUGCAGCCAAAAGCAUUUUUGACACCAUUGACAGGGAACCAGAAAUUGAUUGUUUCUCAGAGGAAGGACACAAAUUAGAGAAAGUCAAAGGUGACAUUAAAUUCCACAGCGUUGGUUUUAACUAUCCCUCCAGGCCUGAAGUGAAGAUUUUAGAUGAUUUAGACUUGUUGGUUAAAGCUGGGGAGACUACAGCAUUUGUUGGACCGAGUGGAUCUGGAAAGAGUACUGCAGUCCAGCUCAUUCAGAGGUUUUAUGACCCUCAAAAAGGAAUGGUCACCCUGGACGACCAUGACAUUAGAAGUCUGAACAUUCAGUGGCUGCGUUCUUUAAUAGGCAUCGUAGAACAGGAACCGGUUCUCUUUGCCACGACUAUUGCAGAGAACAUCCGUUACGGCCGUGCCGGAGUGACCAUGGAAGAGAUCGUUCAGGCUUCCAAAGAAGCCAAUGCGUAUAACUUCAUCAUGGACCUGCCACAGAAAUUUGAUACACUGGUUGGCGAGGGUGGAGGUCAGAUGAGCGGUGGGCAGAAGCAAAGGAUUGCCAUCGCUCGAGCACUGGUCCGAAAUCCCAAAAUCCUUCUGCUGGAUAUGGCCACCUCAGCUUUGGACAAUGAGAGUGAAGCUGUAGUGCAGGAGGCUCUGGACAAGGCUCGCGUGGGAAGAACGACUAUCACUAUAGCCCAUCGUCUGUCCACAAUCCGUAACGCUCAUGUGAUUGUGGGCUUCGAGCACGGUCGUGCUGUGGAGAGGGGCGUACAUAGUGAGCUAAUGGACAGACAAGGCAUUUAUUUCAUGCUGGUUACACUCCAGAAUCAAGGGAAUGAUGCAUCAAAUCCUGCAACAAACAACACAUCUAAGAGCAGCAUCGCUGAGCAGGAGAAGUUGGAGAAAACAAGAAGUUUUAGCCGAGGAAGUUAUGAAUCCAGUUUGAGGAACUCUCUACGAAUGCGGUCAAAGUCUCAAAUGCCGAAUAGUGUCAUGGAUGCCAGAUCUGGAGAAUUUAAAAUUGAUGCGGACACUUUUGGAAUGGAGACGGACAAUGAAAUUAAGAAAACGUUUAAUGAUGCGGAACAACUGACCGAAUCGGACCCGGUGGCUCGGAUUUUGAAGUAUAACCGACCUGAAUGGCCGUAUAUAGUCCUCGGCUCUCUGGGAGCAGCCGUAAAUGGAUCGGUCAACCCCAUUUACGCCCUCUUAUUCAGCCAGAUUCUAGGGACGUUCGCCAUCACAGACCUAGAUAAGCAGAGAGAGCAGAUCGAUGGCAUUUGUGUUCUGUUUGUCGCAGUCGGGCUCCUGAGUUUCUUCUCACAGUUCCUACAAGGCUAUGCUUUUGCCAAGUCUGGAGAGCUUCUGACUCGCAGGCUGAGGAAGAUCGGCUUCCAGGCUAUACUCCAACAGGAGAUCGGAUGGUUUGAUGAUCCUAAUAACAGUCCUGGAACUCUAACCACCAGACUGGCUACUGAUGCAUCUAUGGUUCAAGGGGCUACAGGCUCUCAGAUCGGCAUGGUUGUGAACUCCCUGACGAAUAUUGGAGCCUCGUUCAUCAUCGCGUAUUACUUCAGCUGGAAGCUUAGUCUGGUGGUCACUUGCUUUCUUCCUCUGAUUGGCCUCUCUGGAGUUUUCCAAGCUAAAAUGCUGACUGGGUUUGCUAACGAGGACAAAAAAGCCAUGGAGGCAGCAGGACAGGUGUCCAGUGAAGCUAUGGCCAACAUAAGGACCAUCGCAGGUUUAGCUAAAGAGAAGCAGUUUGUAGAUCUGUACGAGCAGCAGCUGAAAGCCCCCUACAAAGCAGCCAAGAAAAAAGCAAAUGUUUAUGCCAUCUGUUUUGCUUUUGCCCAGUGUGUUAUCUUCAUGGCUUACGCUGCCUCGUUUAGAUACGGUGGCUAUUUGGUAAAUUACGAGGGACUUCAGUAUGUGGUUGUUUUCCGAGUCAUCUCUGCCCUUGUAAUCAGUGGAACAGCUCUCGGAAAAGCUUCGUCCUUCACUCCAGACUAUGCAAAAGCCAAAACUGCUGCUGCCCAGUUCUUUAAAAUGCUGGACAGGGUGCCAAAAAUCAGUGUUGGUCAACAAGAGGGACGACAGUUGGCUAACUUCAAGGGUAGGAUCGAGUUUAAGAACUGUAGGUUUACUUAUCCGAGCCGGCCUGAUAUUCAGGUACUGAGGGGACUGGAGGUGGAAGUGAGUCCUGGUCAGACUCUUGCUUUUGUCGGCAGCAGUGGAUGCGGAAAGAGCACAAGCGUCCAGCUGCUGGAAAGGUUUUAUGAUCCAGACCAAGGCCAAGUGCUGAUCGACGGAUGCCCGUCCCAGCUGAUUAAUGUACCAUUCCUGAGGUCUCAGAUUGGAAUUGUAUCUCAGGAACCUGUGCUUUUUAAAGGUACUAUUGCUGAAAACAUCCAAUAUGGAGACAACUCACGAUUAAUCACCAUGGAGGAGGUUAUCGAGGCAUCCAAGAAGGCGUAUCUGCAUGAUUUUGUGAUGAGUCUACCUGCUAAAUAUGAGACUCAGGUUGGAGCUCAGGGUUCUCAACUAUCCAGAGGGCAAAAGCAGCGUAUAGCUAUCGCUCGUGCCAUCAUCAGAAACCCCAAAAUCCUUCUUCUGGAUGAGGCCACCUCUGCCCUGGACACAGAGAGUGAAAAGAUGGUUCAGACAGCGCUGGAUGAAGCUCGGCGAGGUCGGACGUGCAUCGUCAUCGCCCACAGACUCUCCACCAUUCAGUCUGCUGAUAUUAUAGCCGUCAUGUCACAGGGGGUCGUCAUUGAAAAAGGCACACACGAAGAGCUCAUGGCUAAGACAGGGGCGUACCACAAACUGGUCACUACAGGUGCACCUAUAAGUUAA